CACACACUCACACACUCAAAGCUGCACCGACAGCAGCCGGCAAAGUCUCAUUGAGCACUUGCAUCUCGGCGGCUGCAGCUGCCUUCAGCAGUUCAUCUUUGGGUUGGACGCAAAGGACGGAUAAUGGAUGAUUUUUAUUUUUUUUAUUGAUUUUUUUCUUUCUUGAGGGAACAGCCAGUCAUUAGCGAAAGCUGAAGAGGGAGCAAAACAAGACCUCGGAAUCCUCUUUGGCAGAUGAUGUGGACAUGAAGGCUCUGCUCUGAAAUCUCAUCGUUGAACUUUGGAACCAGGCCACGGUUGAAAAUGGCUCUGAAGAGGAAAAUCCCGGACUAAUGGGGGCCACUGGCAGGUCGCGCAUUAAUUCUCACUCUCGAUUUGACUUCCUGGCUGCGCUGUGGCUUCUCUCCACCAUGGUCACCGUUGUUCGGUCCUGCCCACAAAGAUGCCACUGCGCCGAAAGGAACGGCGCCGUGGUGCAGUGCACGUCUCGGAACUUGGAGAACAUUCCCUCAAACCUGCCCGAGGACACGGCGGUUCUCCUGCUCUCCUCCAACCGGAUCACCCACAUCCCCAAGGAGGCCUUCGCCGACCUCCGCCGACUCAGGGAGCUCGACCUUUCCCACAACCUCAUCGAAAGUUUAGAGGUGGGCGCUUUCCGAGGACUUUCCGAAGGCUUGAGGACCUUGGACCUUUCCAACAACCACCUCCAAAGCCUGCCAAAAGAAACCUUCGACAAACUCCAGGCUCGAGUGCGCUUGUCCAACAACCCCUGGAACUGCGAGUGCUCUUUGCAAGAAGUGCUGAGGGAGGUGCGACUGGACCCCGAGACGAUCAACGAGGUGAGCUGCUAUACGUCCGCCCGGGACGAAUACGUCGGGCAGCCGGUCGUGCAGGUCCUGGACUCGGGAAUCAACUUCUGCACCUUCCAUCAGAAGACGACAGAUGUGGCCAUGUUUGUGGCCAUGUUCUCCUGGUUCUCCAUGGUGACCGCUUACAUCAUCUACUACAUCCGAUACAACCAGGAGGAGGCGAGAAGGCACAUGGAGUAUCUCAAGUCCCUGCCGAGCAGCUCCCGUAUCAAUAAAGACGACGACACAGCCAGCAGUGUGUUUUAGAAAUGAGCGAGCACUCGUGCGUGAAGAAGAAAGUCAAGCGGGGAAAAUGUUUGC
Molecule: messenger RNA, 1169 nt
Organism: Syngnathus acus (greater pipefish)
Lineage: Eukaryota; Metazoa; Chordata; Actinopteri; Syngnathiformes; Syngnathidae
Product: leucine-rich repeat-containing protein 3-like
Exons: 2
Coding region: 333-1115 (260 amino acids)
Molecular function (GO): protein binding
Source: RefSeq, a predicted model, not a curated record